Messenger RNA from Pseudo-nitzschia multistriata, 2032 nucleotides. The record is from the annotation of a GenBank genome assembly. Lineage: Eukaryota; Bacillariophyta; Bacillariophyceae; Bacillariales; Bacillariaceae.
AGACGAAAAUUUUAGUCGGUCAAGAUGAGUAGGAGAGCACUUUUUUGGGUCUAAAUCAAUCAACGGAGCCCAGAUUUCCACGUUGUUUUUCGUUUUGUGUUGAAAAUUUGACAUCGAACUUUUUCACUUUUUCAUAUCUAGUCUCGGUUCUUGUUCUUUGACGAGAAAACGACGACGACGAAGACAACGGCAAAAACAGAACAGGGCAAGAAAAAACAGCGAACAAUGCCAAAGAUACGACGCUUUUCUCGUUCCCGGCAAAACGGUCGGCCAGAGGACGGCGGCGUGGACGACAUUUUCGCCGAUCCGAGCCAACCACUGCCCGAUGCCCCGAUCGACCGGCGCUACCGCCGCAAUCAGCUGUACAAGCGAGGCCCGAACAACCAGGACCAGGAGCGAUCCUCUGCUACGAGACAGGGUACGGAAUCGACGAAAGGGCCACCCAGAAAGGGAGAUCGCAACCAAUCCCAGCGCCGGAAACACCUCGGACGAAAUCAGCACCGGCGCAAUGCUAACGGCAAUUCCAGUGCAAACCAUCUCCACCAGCCAACCGGAGAAAAUGUCACUGAUCGGAAGAACCCCCUUUAUCAGCCAGCAAUUGACGGCGACGGCCGCUCCGAUCCUUUGCAGCGGAAACAACCACAACCGCAUCCGAACCGGAAGAAGCAGCCAUCGAACCGAAUGCCACGCCGCAAAGCCCAGAGCCGGCAGAACCAGCAACCCACUGUCACAACCGACCGCGGCGAAAACGAUGACCACGCCAAGACCCUGCUUUGGGACAGCCCUCUUCCCUGCAUUCCGCUGUGGCAGGAAGAAAAAAUGAUUGAGUUCAUGUUCCAGCGGAACGGGAAAAAGGAGCGGGGAAUGAUGAAGGACAAACCCAAUUUUCUCGUCACCAAGUAUAAAAAGGCUGUACGGAACCUCGCCCCCUCCAAGGACGAACGGAUGAGCCUUCCGCAGGUACUGUCCCUCCGGCGGCACCACAUCAAGCUCUUGAAUCCCCCCAAAUCCAUGCCGCAGCUCGGCCUCGGAACCUACGACGUCAUCCGGGAGUCGGCACGCAUCUUCGAGGUCGUCAUCGAAGAAUUCCUGAAGCGAUCUUCGGUCGACUACCUGACGGAAGACGACCAAAAACGCAAGGCGAGAGCGGAAGGGGCCAGCCUCGCUGUAACACCGGAUUUUCUCCUGCGAACACCGGUGUUACUGCGGAAGAUACGGAGGGAGAAGCCCAGGGGCAAGCAAAUCGUGUUGCCGGGAGAACGAACGAUUCACUGGAUCGAGGCCAAGAUGUACUACGGGGCCUCGAGCAUUCCCCACGGAAGCACUGGUGCGGUCGGAUCGGUCCUAGCCCAGGCCCGAAAGUACGUCGACCGCCUGGGGGAGGGGGCCUUUCUCUUCAUGAUGGGGUGUGGGGAGCGGCUGGCGGCGGACUUGAACGACGUUGGGGUGUCGGUUCUGGAUUGUUUCGGCAACACGGUGUCCCUCGAACGGGUCCAUGAGCACCAGCGGACCUGGUGCGCCAACGGGGAGGGAGUUAUCUUGCCGUGACCAGUGCGUGCCAGAAGGAGAAGAGGGGGCAAGAAGGCAGGAGCAUAUAAUGAUUGUUUCAGGCCACACGUCGCUGGAACACAACAAAUCUAUGCUUUCCAAUAAAUCAUUUCCCUCUCAUCUUCCUCGACUUUGGUGGCUUGAACCAUUUCGAAGGAAGCCACCGGCUCUUAUGGGUCUGUGUAUCGUGUUCCGAGUUUUCGAACGAAACGGCCAGUAGCACCAGAAACCGAACCCUGCUGUCAUCGCAGUGCGCGGGGGACACACAACGCAACGCAGCAGCCUACCGCUCUUGUAGCGUAUUCCACCCGCAGCAGAUCUACCGAAGUCGAAGCAACAACCGAAUUGCUGCUUCUACAACCUUGGUUGAAGUUUCCGGUGGAUGGCUCGACGUACUGCUAAUGUCGCCGUACCGUCCCUCCAUUUACUGGCUACAUAAUGAACUGUAAUUGCAUCCGUUUUCGAAUAACAUUAUAAUGGCACU